UUUAUUUAUUCAACCUUGUCGCAGAAGGUUUCAAUUUACUUGGAAUCUAAAACUCCCGGUCCGUUCGGAAUGGACGAGGAGAACAAUGCUGUGAAAUUAAGAAGGACAUGGAUAAAAACAAGCGACAGAACCAGGGGCCGGAGAUACGAAUGGCAAGUACUGUUUUUUCACUUCUUAUUCUCGUUGUUCUGCCCGACGCUCUCUGAGCAGCUUCGCUAUGCGAUUCCUGAGGAAAUGGCCAAAGGUUCCCUUGUGGGGAACCUUGCCAAGGAUUUGGGGAUGAAUGUCAGAGGAUUGUCAUUCCGGAGCCUCCGUAUUGUCUCUAGUUCAAAAAGGCAGUAUUUCGCCAUUGGUGCAGAAACUGGAAACCUAAAUGUAAAUGACAGAAUAGACCGAGAAGAAAUAUGUGGAAAAUCUCCUCUUUGUGUUCUAAAUCUCGAAAUGGUAAUUGAAAACCCUUUCAACGUUUUUCAUGUGAUUGUAGAAAUCCAAGAUAUUAACGAUAAUCCGCCGUAUUUCACCAGAAGCAAUGUUGAUUUUAAAAUAAGUGAGUCCGCACUACCCGGUGCUCGGUUUCCAUUAGAAAUGGCGCAAGAUCCCGAUGUUGGGAUCAACGCAGUACAGAAUUACCAGCUCAGCCAGAAUCAGUACUUUGUCUUGUCAGUGAAGGAGAGCACAAAUGGCAAUAAAUACGCAGAAUUAGUUCUGGGUAAGCAUUUGGAUCGGGAGAAGCAAAGUUACCAUCACUUGAUGUUUACGGCUGUGGAUGGGGGGGACCCAGUCAGAACUGGGACUGUUCAGAUAAGGGUUAAUGUCACUGACGCCAAUGACAAUCCCCCCGUAUUUACCGAAGAGAUCUACACAGUCAGCCUGAGUGAAAAUCUACCACAGGGCUUCUUAGUGCUUCAGGUGAAAGCCACGGAUAAAGAUGAAGGGUUACAUGCAAAGAUUGUCUACUCUUUUAGUAACAUACCCGAUAGUAUUUCUAAACUAUUCAAGAUGGAUCCUGAUAACGGAGAAAUUAUAACUAAAUGGAAUCUGGAUUAUGAAAUGGCAAACAAUUUCUUAUUGGAUGUGGAAGCGACCGACGGCGGAGGUCUGACUGCUCACUGUAAACUUCAAAUAGAAAUUCUUGACGAGAAUGACAAUGCCCCAGAGAUAACGCUGACAUCUGUGUCCAGUCUAGCCCCCGAAGACUCUUUGACGGGUACAGUGAUAGCUUUGAUCAAUGUCAUUGAUCAAGAUUCUGCUGAAAACGGAAAGGUCAUUUGUCAUUUAGAAGAAAAAUUGCCUUUUAAAAUACUAUCCUCUUCUAAUAAUUACUACAAACUCGUCACAGACAGCAUCCUGGACAGAGAAAGGACCCCGGAGUACAAUAUCACAAUCACAGCCACAGACAACGGCUCUCCCCCCCUCUCCACCCAGAAA
Terrapene triunguis (Three-toed box turtle) is the source of this 1428-nucleotide messenger RNA. RefSeq names its product protocadherin gamma-B2-like. Gene Ontology annotation, cellular component: plasma membrane. NCBI's taxonomy places the organism in Eukaryota, Metazoa, Chordata, Testudines, Emydidae. The transcript has a single exon. The record is from RefSeq and is a predicted model, not a curated record. Gene Ontology annotation, biological process: homophilic cell-cell adhesion. The annotation marks the transcript as partial. Gene Ontology annotation, molecular function: calcium ion binding.